ACAAAACUUGUCCUAUAAAUAGAGCUGCAUGGGGGAAGACACUUUAUCACAACCACAACUAAAAAGCAACAUACAAAAGAAAAGCAUUUCAUAUAUACAAUUGUCCCCCAAGAACAUGACAAUGCUCAAGAACAAACACAUAACCUUCUCAUUGAUCUUGGUGUGUCUUAUUGUGAUGUCUCCAAUGGCUCAAGCUCAGCUUGGUGGUCUUGGUGGUCUCCUUAGUGGUCUUGGUGGUCUUGGUGGUCUUCUUGGUGGUCUUGGUGGUGGUGGUGGUGGUGGUGGCCUUGGGGAUCUUAGUGGGCUUUUAGGUCUCAUCACUAUCCGAGGCAAUGUUCGUUGCUCGGUCAAUGGCAAUGCUUCCGCUCCUGCUUUCCCUAAUGCGGGCGUUCAGCUCCAAUGCGGGGGAAACGUAGUCUCAGCGUCGACUACGAACGGUGCCGGAAUAUUCGCGAUUCUUGUAAACCCAGUUCAGAUUUUGCUUUCUUCACUCCUCUCCGAUUGUCAGCUCGCCGUCACGACGCCUCUCUCCACCUGCAACGCCUCACUUCCUACCGGCCAACUCCUCUCACCUCUGACCACCGUCGGAAACAUCGUCUCUGGUAUCCUCCGCAUCGUCACCCUCGGCCCCACCGGCUUUCUCCUAGGUAACUAGUGACUAGUGACUCCAAACUAUACUUUAUGUUCGGUUACUGUGUCUUUCCAUUAUGUUUUUUUGUGUCGUGACCAAUUUAUGUUUACUUGCGCAUGCGUUAAACCAUAUGCAUGAAUAAGGUCUAGGGUUUAUGUCUCAUUCUUCAAAGUUGUGUACCCGUUGCGGUUUAUAAUUCCAAGGUUUGGCUUGUCUAAUAUUGUUACGAAAUGUAAGAAAUAAUUUCCCGUUUUUAUAUGGCCAUUUGUGUGUGUGUGGUAUCAAAACUGUCAACGGUAUCAAAAUAUUGAAUAGAAUUAAUACGCCCCAUGUUCCAAAGUAAGUUAGACACAAUCACACAUGUACUCACUCGGAGAUGAUACAGAAAUUACAAACGAUGACGUUUUGUUAGUAGGUGGCUAUCAAAACGAACACUCACCAAAAGAGAGGAAACAAAAAUUGUUGCUGUAUUCAUUUAAACAAAUUUAAGGUUAAGAGAGCAGAGGUUGGCUUGGUGUGAGGACUUCCUCUUCAUCUUCUACGUUUGGUUUGGCAUUUUUGUAAAACGCAUAAAUUAGGAGUUGCAUCGCCCCAAACACAAAUCCCAUUCCAUUUGGCACCUACACACGCAACAAAAUAUAUAAAAAUCAUAUUUCUUUUCUUUUGUGCAACUAAAUC
Thlaspi arvense is the source of this 1309-nucleotide messenger RNA. NCBI's taxonomy places the organism in Eukaryota, Viridiplantae, Streptophyta, Magnoliopsida, Brassicales, Brassicaceae. The record is from the annotation of a GenBank genome assembly.